Messenger RNA from Metarhizium robertsii ARSEF 23, 894 nucleotides. Its product is annotated as Histone-fold domain containing protein. NCBI's taxonomy places the organism in Eukaryota, Fungi, Ascomycota, Sordariomycetes, Hypocreales, Clavicipitaceae. Gene Ontology annotation, cellular component: nucleus; negative cofactor 2 complex. Gene Ontology annotation, biological process: positive regulation of transcription by RNA polymerase II; transcription by RNA polymerase II; negative regulation of transcription by RNA polymerase II. Gene Ontology annotation, molecular function: transcription coactivator activity; RNA polymerase II general transcription initiation factor activity; transcription corepressor activity. The transcript has a single exon. The record is from RefSeq and is a predicted model, not a curated record. The coding region runs from base 1 to 894 and encodes 297 amino acids.
AUGUCGGGAGACGAUUCCACCUCAAACUACGCGCCAAAGUCGCCCGACCUUUCUUCUUUUUAUUCAAGCGGCUCCGGCCCCACCCAGCCUGCCUCACAACAUCCUCUCGGCCACGGCCAAGGGCCAGGUCAAUAUAAAGUGCAGCCUCCCGCCUACACCUAUGGCUCUUCCUACACUCCACCCAUGCCGCAAACCUCGACAUCUCUUCAGCAACAGCACAUCAAGUCCAAGUUCCCAGCCUACUUUCCGCCCGUGCAGCAGCAAUACUCACCACCGGGCCAGACCUCAAACCACUUAGCACCGCAGCCUCUGCAACAGGACCCUUACCGUCUACAACAGCCAUACCUCGGCCAGGUGCAUUCCGGACAAAUCCAGCAGCGCCAGCACGAGCAGCCGCAGCUGCUGCAGUUUCAGCAAGAAUACUCCCAAAAGUCGUCGCCGGAGUCACCAGGCUCAACCCGGCAGGCUGAUUCAGAAAUGCCUCCGCGAAGAGCUGCGGCGCAGCCGGCAGCCCCUGCCAUUGAGCCAUCACCGGUCAGGACCAAGUUCCCCACAGCAAGAAUUAAACGCAUCAUGCAGGCCGAUGAGGAAGUUGGCAAGGUUGCACAGCAGACUCCUAUUGCUGUGGGCAAGGCCUUAGAACUGUUCAUGAUUCAACUGGUCACCAAAGGCGCCGAGGUUGCCAAGGACAAGGGAUCAAAAAGAGUUACAGCACCCAUGCUGAAGCAGGUUGUCGAAACUGACGACCAAUGGGAUUUCCUGCGGGAAAUUGUUGGCCGUGUCGAAAAUGAGAAGGAGGGGAGCAAAUCCAAGGCUAAGGCUGAAAGUGACAGCGACGAGGACUCUGAGCCAAAGAAAAAGGGUCGAGGGGGCGGCCGUAGGAGGAAGGUAUAG